AUGGACAUUGGCUGGGCAAUUUUUAUAAUUGGCUUUGCUGCUCUUGUUGCAGCCUUCCUCCUUCUGGUAAUUGGACUUGUGUACUCUGAGUUGAUGAAUUCAGACAUUCCUCGAGGAGUUGCAAAUAGUGGGAGACUGCACAUGGUUCAUGGCUUGUUUGUUGGCAUAGCAAUUGUGGGCCGGAUCCUACAUCGCCUGGGUAUUUGCCAUCAGGUCAGCUUUAUCCGAUGGUUUGUGGCCUGUUUUCUGACUCGCUUAAAUCCAGUUCCUGUGGGCCUGCGAGUGAAGGACCUGAAGUUCUCUGAGGUUCCAGUGCGGGUCUAUGAACCCACCAGUGUGUGCAAGGGCUUGAGAAGAGGUCUUGUGUAUUUUCAUGGAGGAGGAUGGGUGUUGGGCAACAUAGAUUCUGUUGAUGAAGUCUGCCGGCACAUCGCCAAGGAGUCGGACACCACUGUGGUUUCUGUUGGGUACCGAUUAGCCCCUGAGCACAGGUACCCUGCCCAGCUGGACGAUUGUGAGACUGCGACGUGUCACUUCCUGUCUGUGGCUGAGGCACAGUUUAGCGUGGACUCUAGCAGAGUGGCAGUCGGAGGCGACGGCACUGGGGCUAACCUGGCAGCAGCACUGUGCCAAAGGUUGGCGGGGAGAGAGGUCGGGCAUCUGCUGUUCCCCUGCGCUCAGGUCCUCGUCUACCCAGCCCUCCAGAUGGCAGAUUUCAACUUGCCCUCAUACCAGCAAAAUCAUGCUGUGCCCAUAUUGUUUCGUGGCCGUAUGGUGUUCUACUUCCUGCAAUACCUCAAUGGGGACAUGUCUUUGUGCCAGGACGUGUUGGAAGGCAUCCAUGUCCCCACUGAGCUCAAGCCAUGCUACGAGGAUUGGCUCUCCCCUUCCAACCUUCCUCCUGAGUUCCUCACGCGGGGUUUCAGCGAGCACCCAACCCCAGAAUAUGACGGGCAGGUGUAUCACGCGAUCAAAGCUGGUUUGGAACAUGAGGUCUCACCUUUAUUGGCGGAAGAUGAUGUCAUUGAGAAAACACCUCCUACCUUCAUACUCACCUGUGAGUAUGACGUCCUGAGGGAUGAUGGGAUUCUUUACAGGAAACGGCUGCUGGACUUGGAAAAGGAGGUCACCUGGCGACAUGUGAUGGAUGGUUUUCAUGGCAUGAUUAACUUUUUCAAACAGGGCUGGCUCACUUUUCCCUCUGCAGCGCAGGUUGUGGAUAGUGUCGUUGACUAUAUGAAGACACUGUGA
This is a messenger RNA of Perca flavescens (yellow perch), 1251 nucleotides long. It is a transcript of the gene aadacl4, whose product is annotated as arylacetamide deacetylase-like 4. Gene Ontology annotation, molecular function: carboxylic ester hydrolase activity. Gene Ontology annotation, cellular component: membrane. The coding region runs from base 1 to 1251 and encodes 416 amino acids. Lineage: Eukaryota; Metazoa; Chordata; Actinopteri; Perciformes; Percidae. The record is from RefSeq and is a predicted model, not a curated record. The transcript is spliced from 4 exons.